AUGCGGGUCUUUGGGCCAGGGGCCAAUGGGCAGCUUAAAACGUUGUUCAAAAACGUUAACGAAGCCAGCAUCAAUCAUUCGCUGCUUGGACUCAUGCACGAUUCGCAAUGUUUUGCCAAAUUUAUCACCCGCUUCGAGGCUCUUUUCGCCCCAUGUUUCGUAUACCGUGCCUUUGGUGCUUCCAUCAUCCGAGAUCGGGGUAACGCUCAUUUCGAUCUGUUCCAGUUAACCUCCGGAGCGAAGGGUCAGGGUAUUUCUGACAAGAUUUCGCGGAAGCUUCCAGGGACUAGAACGAUAGAUGAUGCCAUCGAGAACAUCGCAGGCAUCUGCAUCAACCACAUUGAAGAACCAAUUCCGGGGAAACAAACGUCAAUUAUCGAUGUGUAUGAGCACGCAAUUGCAGCUGUUGUAGCAAGUGAAGUCAUGGAAGGGUACAAGCAAUUCGAGAAGUCAGUCGGAUUGUCAUACGAAACAAUCCAGUCAGAAGUUAAAAAUGAAGCUAAACUUCUGGUAGAGAUAAACGAUAUUCUGGACGAGGUCGGCAUGAUCAGGAACGUUCUGAGUGCUCAAAAGUAUUUCAUGCAACUUGAAGAGAACGCAAGCAGAGUGCAGCGCUUACUGACCACCCUUCUUAAAAUACGGCAAAGGGAAGCAGUCAUCGACGAGGCGCGGGAGAAUUCUAGACAAACACAUGUCCUGUUUAUCUUCACAGUUAUCACCGCUCUUUUCGUUCCUCUAUCAUUCACUGAACAACUAUUGGCUCUUCCAAUUCGAGAGUAUGGGGAUGAAUUCCCGGCUAUGCUGGUGGUACAAAUAGCUGUAGUGAGCAGUGCCGCCCUGAAGUCGCGCGACCGGGUGAGUGAGUGGGUGAGCGCUAGGGGUGACCGUCGCGCGACGGUUCACCCAAUCCAGCACGACUGGGUGAUCAGCCAAGCCGCCGUCGAUUCCUUCGUGUCAACUAGUUUCAGAGUCCCCACAUAA
Molecule: messenger RNA, 981 nt
Organism: Aspergillus tanneri
Lineage: Eukaryota; Fungi; Ascomycota; Eurotiomycetes; Eurotiales; Aspergillaceae
Exons: 7
Coding region: 1-981 (326 amino acids)
Source: RefSeq, a predicted model, not a curated record